Beta vulgaris subsp. vulgaris (sugar beet) is the source of this 2438-nucleotide messenger RNA. RefSeq lists its product as uncharacterized. The transcript is spliced from 11 exons. Bases 585 to 1928 code for a protein of 447 amino acids. The record is from RefSeq and is a predicted model, not a curated record. NCBI's taxonomy places the organism in Eukaryota, Viridiplantae, Streptophyta, Magnoliopsida, Caryophyllales, Amaranthaceae. Gene Ontology annotation, molecular function: 3'-5'-RNA exonuclease activity; calcium ion binding.
CCAAAGAACAUGGACCAUUCAUUUACACACAAAAAAGCCAAAAGGCAUAUAUACUUAAUUCUCUUACCCUUUAGUUGUUACAAAUAUAGGUUCACUAUUCAAGUAGUGAUAGAAUUUAUUCUUCAAUCAAUCAAAUUUCAUGUUAUGAAGAACUAAGAAGACUUCACUUCAUUAGUUAGUUCUUAUCUUAAAAACAAGAGAACAAUUUAUAGAAGCUUUGAAGGGUGUGUCGGUACCGGUAAUUCUGUUAAUUACGCCCUUUCAUCUCUCUCUUUCUCUCUCCUCAACUAUUUCUUUCUAAAUAUAAACAGUUUAAACGAAGCCGGCAAAAAUUUUCUCUCUAUAAUCUGUAUAUUUCUCUGAAAUCUCGAUAAAGUUCCUCAAUUUCCUAUUUUUAAGCAAUUCUCUAAGAAUCAAGAGAAUAAUACUAAAAACCCAGAGAAAAAAUCUGCAUUUUUUUUACUGUAACCAAAAAAAGACGGUUGCUUGCAGUUUGAAGAACCCUUUAGGAAAGGAGCAUUGAAUUUUGUUAAGUUGUUGCGCUGGAAGUAAGGGUAGAAGAAGAAAAGGAAAUUGAAAAAGGAAUGGUAAGAAGAAAAGGUAUGUUGAAAGGAAGGAUUUCAAGGAUUGGGAGAUAUGCUAUUGCUUCAUCGAUUACAGAUCAAUGUAUUACUUGUACUACCUUCAAUAUCCUUGCUCCAAUUUACAAAAGGCUUAGUGAUGAGAAACAGAAUGAGGCCGGUCGUGAAAGCGAUUACAGGGCAUAUUGGCUAGCUAGAAACCAAAGAAUAUUGGAUUGGUUGUUGCGUGAAAGAUCUACCAUCAUUUGUCUUCAGGAGUUCUGGGUCGGAAAUGAAGAACUCGUCAGUAUGUAUGAAAAGAGGCUUGGUGACGCUGGUUACAUCAAUUUCCAGCUUGCACGAACCAACAAUCGUGGAGACGGUCUCCUGACAGCCGUACACCGAGAUUAUUUCAGGGUUAUUAAUCACCGAGAUUUGCUGCUCAAUGAUAUUGGAGACCGUGUUGCUCAGUUACUACAUGUUGAAUUAGUUAACCCCUUCUUUCUAAAUCGAAGUACAAAUGUUCGACAAGAGAUACUCAUAGUAAACACCCACUUGUUAUUUCCUCAUGAUUCAAGUCUCUGCCUAGUGAGAUUGCACCAAGUUUAUGAGAUCCUACAAAAUGUGGAAUCUUAUCAGAAAGAAUUUAAGCUGAAUCCCAUGCCUAUCCUACUUUGUGGUGAUUGGAAUGGCAGCAAACGCGGACAUGUUUACAAGUUUCUAAGAUCUCAAGGGUUUGUCUCAUCAUAUGACACUGCCCACCAGUACACAGAUGCUGAUGCUCAUAAGUGGGUUAGCCACCGCAAUCACCGAGGAAACAUCUGCGGGGUUGAUUUCAUUUGGCUUCUCAACCCAAACAGAUAUCGGAAGCUUCUCAAAACAAGCUGGAAUGAGACGGUAUUUAGCAUGUUUAAGACACUACUAAGAAGAGCUUCAUUGACAGAAACUGAUGCAUUUGCUUUUCUAAAGGCUCAUAGUGGGGGCGAUUUUAUAAUUUAUUCAGGUUUUUGUGAAGCACUUAGACAGCUAAAUUUAGCUGGUCACUGUUAUGGACUGAGCGAGGAAGAAAUGAAAGACUUAUGGGUUCAGGCAGAUAUUGAUGGAAAUGGAGUUCUCGAUUUUAGUGAAUUUCAGCAAAGAAUUUGGAAUUUAGAAGACACGGAUGAUGGAAGUGUGCAUGACAACGAUGUCCAUGAUAUGGUGCCAGGCAUGCAGCAAGCUAUUGGUUUCAGUGUGAAGAAUGCUGUUCUUUUCCCUACUGAAGUGGAGAAAGGGAUGUGGCCCGAAGACUACUCAUUGUCUGAUCAUGCUCGGCUUACUGUAGUGUUUUCACCAGUACGAAUGCCAUGCUCUCAGCUGAUUUUCUGAUAAAAACAGAUGCCAAAAAGAGGUUUCAGCAUAUAUAAGAUUGCAUAAGCAGAAAACAGGAAAUGUGGAUAUAUGCAGAGGAGGAUGUUCUUGGUUUGAAAGUUUAUAAAUCGUAAUCCAACAAUCACCAGAUGAUAGACCUCUGUUGAUGGAAAUUUUAGUUCAGAGGAUGAACAUAUCAGGGGCACAUAAUCAUGUUUUUUGCAUUUUAUGAAUGAAUCGACCUUCAGUUAUGGGAGGACGAGCAAUUUUAAGACCAAAUUAUCUUCAGCGGCUUCUGAUCGGGCCGGGGGGACAGAGAUGAGGUAUGACAGGGAAUGAUGAAGUAUGGUGAAGAAGGGGAGAAGGAUGAGGUUGUAUACUGUAAAUGUGUGUAUCCAGUUCAGUCACUGUGAGAUUUUGUAGUUAGUGUGUAUAAUUUAUACCAGUUUUUGUAUCUAGACUGCGCCAAUUUAAUGCAAUCCUCAUUGAGUGGUGAAUGACUGAAUUCUAUAGUAGUUCAUUUUCGAA